Lasiosphaeria miniovina is the source of this 4521-nucleotide messenger RNA. RefSeq lists its product as uncharacterized. Bases 328 to 4332 code for a protein of 1334 amino acids. The record is from RefSeq and is a predicted model, not a curated record. Gene Ontology annotation, biological process: arachidonate metabolic process. NCBI's taxonomy places the organism in Eukaryota, Fungi, Ascomycota, Sordariomycetes, Sordariales, Lasiosphaeriaceae. The transcript is spliced from 9 exons. Gene Ontology annotation, cellular component: membrane.
AACAGCACAUUCUGCACUUUCACGGGCGCCAACAUGCAAUGCUGGGAAAAAAGAUCUAAGCUCUAGACGGCGGUGAAGCGCCGCGCCACAUGCAGCCAGAGUGACCGGUGGGGCGUAGCCAUCCAGAAAGCGAUGGCCAGAAGCAGGCUACCUUGGCGUUCGACACUUCGGUGUUGAGCGCAGCAACGCGAGGUAGCUUGCAGGAGGGGAGGUCCCUGAUUUAAAUAGGCUGAUUGACCCUCCGGCCCUGAGAGUGUCUGAACAAAACUCCCACAUCGCGCUAUUUUCAAGUUAGGUUAUUUCGGACCAGGAAAGCAGUCGGUGGUCAUGACGGACGACUCGGUUGAGGGGUUCCCCCAGAACUCCAACUUCGACCUCCUCGCCAGAUUGAGAGAAGCUGCGGAGAACGAAUACGGACCCGCCUUUCGCGCAAUGCAGAACGAGUCAACAGUUGUUCAUAUUUCUCGCUCCGUUGUUGGAACACCCGGUCCAACUGGUGACCCAGUCAGCAGGGUCAGAAGCCCUGAGCCGGAAGACUUUACAGCCAAUUGGCCUGAGCCUGACAGCAACUUUAUCGGAGCAAUCACUCAAGAUCUCGGUAUUCGCCGUUAUUGCCGUCGGUGCAAUGCCGAGGUUGAUGUGCACCCGGCUAGCCUCGUGAUGUGUGCCGGCUGUGGAGGAGCACAUCGACCAGUACACAAGGGCUGUCUUUCCAAGUCACGCGACCAUCGACCCCCCCCGCCAGGAUCAAGAAGUAGAAGAGGCGACUGCGAAGAGGUUUCAUUCAAAGAAUAUGCGUACUUGACUUGGCUUCUUGACUCGAAACUCCUGCAGGGCCAAACCACCUCCCUUCACCUUGAUGACUUGCGCACGACAUGGUUUGGUGUGCCUCACGAUCAGAAGGACUCACCCCCCAAGCUUCUUAUCUGGCCACGGCUGCAUAACCUGCUCACCGAUACACCGGAUCAGCCACAUUACCAAUACCCCAGCCUGGUGUCGUUCGUCGGAGACACCGGGUCCGGGAAAAGCACUAUAAUCAAAGCAAUGAUUCUCAUGCUGGCACCGCGAGAACGUAGACGGUAUCAGGUGCCCGUCCCCGGAACCGGGAAAGACCAGUUCACGUCAACAAGCAGUGAUGUUCACUUAUACGCAGACCCCUGGACUCUCUCAGCCGAGGUUCCGAUUCUCUUUGCAGAUUGUGAAGGACUUAUGGGCACCAGCACCCCAGUGGCCCGAAGAGUCGCUAGUGCCUAUCAUGGGAUCCAACGUUCUUCUCGCAGAACUGCUCGCGCUGCAAGAGAUGAGGAUAUCCUGGUGAUGGAUCAUAGAAAAAAGGCGUCGAUGGAAGUGAGUCUGAGCUGGGCUCGUAUCGUGCAGUCGCGAGAAUCAGCUAGCAGAGCCGAGCCUCUAAGCGACGUGGAGAUGGAGUCCGAGACGAGGUACUUGGAUGAUGUCUCCGAUUACUCCGACGCUCAAGGCGAUACUUCCUUGCCUGAGCCGCUUGGACAUGUCCAAGCGGACUCGCGCGAUUUGAUCACAAAGAGCCUCUAUCCACGGUUGCUGUACGCCUUCUCGGACGUUGUUUGCUUCGUGACAUCGAAUUCAAGGGCAUCGCAGGAUAUCCUUUGGAGGCUGUUUGAAUGGUCCAAGGAUGGCCUCGAACGCACCUUCAACCAACGAGUACGGCCCGGGCUGAUCAUCAUUGUCAACAAAAACUCUCCAGACUAUGAUGAUAUGCUCCCAAGUGUUGAUGACACAACUAAAACGUUCCUUGAGAGCGUAGAGAGCUCCAGCAAGUUCGUCGAGUACCAACAGAAAUGGAGGUCUCGCCAACGGAGGAUUGGCACCGCUGUGGAUCUAAUUCAGUGCUAUUAUGAUGACUUCAGAGUCAUCUCGUUGCCCCUCCAUUCCGACAUGCCCUCAACGGCCAGCCGCGUCUCUAAGCAGAUAAAACGACUCUACCACGAGAUACGCACUCUAUCCGACAGUAUCCAUGCCCGCAGAAAGGCCCAUGAUCUGAACAUGGACCUUGCGACUUUCAACUUGUACUUUGAAAGAUCGGUCGAAGUUCUAGCACGCGACCACACCAGCUCCCUCGACUUCCAUCCCUUGUCCGAGAAUGACAGCCCGCUCCCCACGAGAUUUGGUGAGCACAUGGCGCUUGUUCUCGGGAAGAUGGCGAAUUUAGACAAAUCAAGAGUUUCUGUCUCUGGCCGCGGCGAAUUUCAGAUGAUCAAGGAUAUGGUCCCUUUUCUGGCAUGCUGUAUUCUAUGUCAGAUCUCAAGACAACUACAAGAAGAUGUGUCCAACUUACAAGAAGAGCUUGUUGACGAGGCAUGUCGCGGCCUUGAACGGUUCCGGAACAAAUUCUGGAGGUGUGAAGCCAUGUCAGGCGGAUCCCGUUGUCAGAACUACUGGGAGAGUCACGAUAAAGGACAUCAAUUUGAAGUCGCCAGAGAGUCGGCGUCAAGAGUCACGGUUGCGAACGGCGAGCCUCGCGCGCCAGAGGUAGAUUUGAUGGUCGGUCAACAUGAAUGUUCCUACGGGUCUUCUGUUGGGGAGUUCCGCGAUUUACUUUGGCAGGCGAUUCGACAUUAUGGACGACCCCGACAGGACGUUCGGAGGCGGUUGGUUUCCUUCGCCACGCAAUCGGGUCUAAGCCGCCUCGAAAGCCAGAGAACUUGUCUCGCCUGUCUCUCGAACUGUCCCACAAACGUCCUUCCAUGCAUUCAACGGCAGCAUGCUAUAUGCGAGGAUUGCAUACGCUGGCAUACGGCUCCAUCCCUGUCGGUAGGGUGCGUUAUGACGAUUGACAGCUGCCCGUUGGGUUGCCAGUUUCGGGAGCCUCCUUGGAGGGUCAGGGUAAAGCCGAAGGAAGCCCAGUCCAGGAUUCUUGUACUGGAUGGUGGCGGUAUUCGUGGAGUUGUUGAGCUCGCAAUACUUUCACGGCUCAUGGGUGAGAUUCGGUUUGAUAUCCCUAUUCAACAGCUCUUUGAUCUAGUCAUCGGCACAAGCACGGGCGGGAUCAUAGCCCUCGGGGUCUUCGAGAUGGGGUGGAACCCAGCAGAAGCGAGCCGCAAAUUUCGCGAGCUCGCCCAGCAGGCGUUUACCAAGAAGCUCCGACUCCGGAUCCCUGUCAUCAAGCAUGUUGCGGAGUACUUUUGCACAUAUCUAUACCACAGUAGCGGGAUCGAGGGCGCACUCAAGUCGGCCUUCAGCAAUGACACCUACCUGUUUGGCCAACGCAGAGAAUCAUCCAAUAAUAGGGGAGGUGAUGUAAAGGUAGGGGUUGUGUCAUGUACGAAAGGACGCGGUCAGCCGUGCUUAAUAGCGAACUACAAUCGGAAUCCGAUGCAAGGGAGCAGGAAUGCCGACUACCUAGAACGGGAGGACCAACAGAGGAGAGACUUCAAAAUUUGGCAGGCAGCUCGAGCGACUUCGGCGGCGCAAACAUACUUUGAGCCAUACAGGCACGAGCCAACAAAGAAGGUGUACGAGGACGGCGCCAUCGUCAGAAACAACCCUGUCACGGUUGCUCUGGAAGAGGAGAAACGGAUAUGGAGCUCCGAGAUCCGCCCAGAUAUUGUUGUAUCGAUAGGAAGCGGCAUCUGUGUCGAGGAUUCUGGUUCGAUAAGACGAAACGAGCGUAGUGGAGGGGGGUGGAAAAAAAUUCUACCUGCAAGAGUCAGAAAGCUGGUUGACACCGGAAUCGACAUGGUUGAAAGUACGCUAGACUGCGAAAGAGAGUGGGAAGACGCUGUCAGAUCCAACCCGCAGCUUGCGGGGAGAUUUCAUCGCCUCGACAUCGGUAUUUUCGACCAGAAACUCCCGCGCCUCGACGAAGUCGACAAGAUGGAAGAGCUCGAGAAUCUCAGUACCGGCUACCUGGCCAAAAACAGCGAAACUGGGCAGAAGUACUUCAACACUAGCUACGGCAGCGCCUACUCUCAUCUUCGCGCAGUCGCCAGGCAGCUUCUUGCGGCGCUCUUCUAUUUCUCGGACGCAGGUGCCCUAGGUAAGACCAGCGAGUACACGAAACGGCUGACUGGUGUCAUCUACUGCCGCCUCCCUCCUUCACGCGGGGCACAAUCCCUAGUAUGCGCCGCGAUGUUUAGAUUACGCGAAUGUCGGACGCCUAUGUUCGGGACCGAACUAGAUAAGCCUUAUACCCGGGACAUCAUCUUCACUAAUACCCAAGGACGGUCUUUCGACCCUUUCACACUUUCUGCGCCGGUACAAUUCGACAUCCAGGCUGGCUCGUGGACAAGGACCAUUGAGGCCUCCUUUCCAGCAAAUCGAGACUCGGGCUGGGCAACUAUCAGUGGUUUCUAGGGCAUGGGUGGGCGCCAAUUGUAGGAAUACAAAAUUUCUAGUUUGCUGAACGUGUUGAAUUUUAUUGUGGGAGGUGCCAACAUCAUCACGUCUGGUGACACGGCCAAGUACGGGCAGAGUGCUCGUUGCAUGAUGCAGAUCCUUAGCGCCCACACAACCUACGUCCAAUCCAAGCCGCUCAUGGAGAAC